Myripristis murdjan (pinecone soldierfish) is the source of this 1515-nucleotide messenger RNA. RefSeq names its product annexin A5b (gene anxa5b). The record is from RefSeq and is a predicted model, not a curated record. Gene Ontology annotation, molecular function: calcium ion binding; phosphatidylserine binding; calcium-dependent phospholipid binding. Bases 194 to 1147 code for a protein of 317 amino acids. Gene Ontology annotation, cellular component: cytoplasm; nucleus; plasma membrane. Lineage: Eukaryota; Metazoa; Chordata; Actinopteri; Holocentriformes; Holocentridae. The transcript has 13 exons. Gene Ontology annotation, biological process: negative regulation of coagulation.
CGCCAUGCGCGCCGGGGUGUGGUCCGCCCUCACGCUCACGCGCGCGGCGGAGAGUUUUUCCGAGUGGGUUUCUGCCCUGUCCGUCCUUUUCUCUUUCUCUCUCCGUCCUGACUCUCUCCUCCUGGAGCUUCAGCCGACUCUCUUACUUCACGACACAUUCUUCCCCGGUGAAUAAACCUCAAAGACUGUCAAAAUGGCAAGCAGAGGAACUGUGAAAGCUAGUGGAAACUUCAACGCUAAUGAGGAUGCUGAGACCCUGUACAAGGCCAUGAAAGGCCUGGGGACGGAUGAGGAUGCUAUUUUGCAGCUGUUGACGUCUCGCAGCAACACCCAGAGGCAGCAGAUCAAGGCUGCUUACAAGACCCUGCAUGGAAAGGAUCUGGUGAGCGACCUGAAGGGAGAGCUGGGUGGCAAAUUUGAGACGCUCAUCGUGGGUCUGAUGACCGCUCCCCUCGCCUAUGAUGUGACAUCACUUCGUAACGCCAUCAAGGGGGCGGGGACGGAUGAGAAGGUGCUGGUGGAGAUUCUGGCCUCCAGAACAGCUCAGCAGGUCAAGGACAUCGUUGCUGCUUACAGAGAGGAGUAUGAUGAUAGCCUUGAGGAAGACAUAGCCGGGGACACUUCAGGUCACUUCAAGAGACUGCUGGUUAUUCUACUUCAGGCCAGCAGGCAGCAGGGAGUCCAGCAGGGAAACAUCGAGAGUGAUGCUCAGGCCCUGUUCAAAGCUGGAGAGCAGAAGUUCGGCACUGACGAACAGCAGUUUAUCACCAUCUUGGGCAACAGGAGCGCAGAGCAUCUGAGGAAAGUGUUUGAUGCCUACAUGAAGCUGUCAGGCUAUGAGAUUGAGGAGAGCAUUCAGAGGGAGACAUCUGGGAGCCUGAGAGACCUGCUCCUCGCCGUGGUGAAGUGUGCCAGGAGCGUUCCAGCCUAUUUUGCCGAGACCCUGUAUUAUUCUAUGAAGGGCGCGGGGACUGAUGACCAGACCCUGAUCAGGGUGAUGGUGACUCGUAGCGAGGUGGACAUGUUGGACAUCCGAUCUGAGUUCAGGAAAAUAUCUCCUAAAUCCCUCCACGCCAUGAUUAUGGGAGACACUGGUGGUGACUACCGUAAGGCCUUACUUCUGCUUUGUGGUGGGGAUGAUGCGUAACCAUGGAAACAACCAUGAUAGGAACUACACCUGAAGUGCCUCCUCUUUAAUUGGGCCCUUGGGCUGUCAGACACUCACUGAGACAUAAAGCACAAAAAACAACUUUGUGCAUCACAACAAAAACUGUCUUGUGGGUGACGGUUUAAAGUCCCUUUAAAGUUUUAUUCCAAAUUAAUUGUUUGAAAGGUAGCUAACAUUGUGUUGAAGUUCACAUUAAUGCGGCUUUUGGUCCACUAAUAUUUUCAAUAUGACUAAUGUUAUAUCAUGCAUUUGUAUCACCAAAAUAUCUGAAUGCGAUUGUGUUUAUAUGCACUUUGUAUGGCAAAACAAAUAUAUGCAAUAAUAAAUGUUUCAGUUGAUGAAGUAAA